AUGAUACCUAAAUGUUUUAUUGAAGAUAUUAUAAAUUGUAUUGAUUAUUAUAAUUUAAUUAUAAAACCAUCAUCAUCAUCAUCAAAUGGUGGACUUAAAUUAGAUCCAUUAAAUCCUAAACAAUCAAUGACUAUAAGUUUAAUUCAAGCUUAUACAAUUACCAAUAAUGUAAAUAAUGAUCUUAAUAAUAUUAUUGAUAUUAUUGAUAUUGAUAAAUUAUUAAGAAAUGUUAAUCGGUUAAUUAAAUUUAGAAAUAAUUAUAAUCAUAUUCAACAAAGUUGGAAAUUAUUUGUCAUGAGUUGUUGUAGUACCACCAAUAUUGAGAACGAUCGACAUAUUGAAAAUUAUAAACUUACAUUACCUGAUCUUAAAACAAUCAAAACAAACUUAAACCUAGACAACCCCCAAACCAAUGAAUCUUUCUUAAUAGAUAUGUUAAGUUGUUGUACUCAUGAUUCAAAUGGUCAUAUAUUAAAUUUCGAUUAUACAAAGAAUAAACAUGGACCUCAUAUAUCAAUUAAAGAUUUUGCCGAAAUUUUAGGCAAUUUAGGAUCAGCUUCAGACGAAUCUAGACUCUUGUUGGUUGGUGAACCUGUUUGUAAAUCAUUCCAUGAAUCCCAAACAAAAUUGAUCGACCGUCUAAUCCCCGAAAUCGGUUCGCAACAACAAGACGAAAUCACCCAAAAUGAAAUCAACAUCAACAGUGCCAUCCAAUUCGAUGAACUUCUAUCCCAUCUAGAAACGUCCUUCAAAACAAACACCUCCCUCGUUGCUCCUUCUUCUUCUUCAUCAUAUGAAUACCUUGCCUGUCCUUCACCUGAUGUCUUACGCGUUUUAUUCACUUUGGCUUCACGAGCACCGAAUACGAAUUGGACCCUGGGGAGUUCGAACCUAGAUGGAAUAGUCACUAGUAAUGAAGUGGUCAAGAGUGUGAAUAUAGGCUAUGAUACAUCGUUAUAUCGUACUUCGUUGAAUGAACGAAGUGGGGAUAUAAUUAGGAAUUAUGUUGAGAUAAUUAUAACUGGUAGAAUUAGUGAUAUUGGAAGAGAUAGAUUAUAUGGUAAUAUUUGUGAAUUUUUGGGAGAUUUUAUUACCACUAGACCGACUUCGACUUCUUCUGUAUCGGGUCUUAAUGGUAGGCCAAUGAGGAAGGCGGCUGUUGUUCCGACUGGGCCUGCUGUUCUUGCAAGUUCACCGACGAAGAAACGAGAUAUUAUGACUAUUAUUCGAGAAUCACCAAAGAAGAAGAAGAAGAACCUGGAUAUAAUUAUUCCAGAAAGUGAACUUGUGAUAAUCAGUGAUUCUGAACAAGAAGAAUCAGUGAAUACAGUUAAGAAAGAGAAUAAGGUUGAAGAACCAAGUAUAUCAGCCAUGGAGAAAGAAGUUCAGAAAUACCAAGAUUUUGGAUUAUCCAUAAAUAAUAAACCGGCAAAUAUGUUCGAAAUGGAAGAUCGAGGAAAUAUCAAGAAUCCAUUCUUAUUGUUAAAUGAUGUCGAUCAACCUUCAAAGAAAUCGAGAAAAGAUCAACAACAACAACAACAACCAGUUGUGAAAGAUAAAUGGGAUCAUAUUCGAAUUUUUGAUGAGGUUAUCUUGAGUAAGAAAUUAAAACCCACGAAUUUUACAUUAUGGAAAUUAGUUAAUUGGGCCAUGUAUUGUGCUGGGAAAGAUCGAGAUAUAUUUGAUUCAAAUUAUCGAAAUUGUCAUUUAAUUUAUCUGACUCAUAAUUCUGUCCUAUCUUGUAUAUUUUCCAUAAUUGAAUAUAAUCUUGUGGAAGAAUUGACAAAAUUAUCCAAACACCCUCAUGAUCCAUUGGAAUGGAUCUUCAACCAGUCGGAGAAUAUUCGAAGAUCGAUCUCACAACAAAUAGAAUCCAAUAGUGAUAUUCUAUUACUGGUCCUAAUGACUCAAUUAUCAUAUUUUAAACGAGGUUGGUAUGAUCGCUUGAUCGAGAAUGUAUUCAAUGGAUUCACCACUACUCAUUCUUCUUCUUCUUCUUCAACCCCAACCACCUGUUAUGAACAUGAAAAGUUCUUAUUACGAGAUGAUGAAAGUAUCAAACAAAAAACUAGACUUGUUCGAUAUAAUUAUUUUAAUGAUUUAAUGGAUUCGAUGAAACUUCGAUUUAAAAUCACCAAUAUGGUUUUUUAUUGGUCAUAUUUCUUUGAUUUCAAGACUCGGGAUGGAAUAAUUCGAAGUAAAUCAGAAUCAUCAAUUGGAAAUUCAUUAUCUCCAACUAUACUCAUCAAAGAAAUCGCUAGUCGAUUUAUAAAUAUUGAAUGUUAUUACUUAGAAGAAUUCUUCCAAUGCAUGUUUAGUCCAAGUGUUAUCCCUCAAAAGUAUCAUGAAUUAUUUUUAAUCAAUCUUUCUCAAGAAAUCUUGGAGAAAUUGACCAAUUCAUUCCAAUUAAAAUUCAAUCUUUGUGAGAGAUUAGAUAAUUCCGAUAUUACCAAUAGUAAUAAUGACUUGGAUUGGAGAAGAAAUAAAUUACGACUUGUACUUAAUUGGAUAAUCAAUGAUGAGAUCUAUGAACAAAUCACUGAGGAUGAAACAUAUCCUUCAUUUGCACAUUUUAAUCAAGCUUGGCUUAAAUUGAAUUUCCUCUUGGGUUGGAUGUUGGGUGUGGUAUUGAGAGAUGUGAAGCCAUGUCUAGAACUGUUGGAUAUUGAUCUGUUAUUGAAUACGUGUGUUUUGAUGGACGAGAGAAGGAUUGAGAAAUAUAGAACGUAUUUAACUCAGGUUGGUAUCAAGAAGUUUUCCCUUUCUCAAGAUGAAGUUAAAGAGAAGAUGGAGAAACAGAAAUGGGAGAAUUUUAAAGUGAUUAUGGAAACUUCCUUAUGA
Hemisphaericaspora subhashii is the source of this 2841-nucleotide messenger RNA. RefSeq lists its product as uncharacterized. Lineage: Eukaryota; Fungi; Ascomycota; Pichiomycetes; Serinales; Debaryomycetaceae. The coding region runs from base 1 to 2841 and encodes 946 amino acids. The record is from RefSeq and is a predicted model, not a curated record. The transcript is spliced from 3 exons.